Plectropomus leopardus (leopard coralgrouper) is the source of this 1065-nucleotide messenger RNA. RefSeq names its product charged multivesicular body protein 6-like. Lineage: Eukaryota; Metazoa; Chordata; Actinopteri; Perciformes; Serranidae. Gene Ontology annotation, cellular component: ESCRT III complex; multivesicular body. The record is from RefSeq and is a predicted model, not a curated record. Gene Ontology annotation, biological process: late endosome to vacuole transport via multivesicular body sorting pathway; vesicle budding from membrane.
UGGACAUGAUGGUAGUCAGUUAGCCUGCUAGCCAUUUUGGGCUGUUUAUUAUCAUGGUAAAAUGUUCGGUGAUAAGUGAUAACUCGUCUGUUGAUGAAGGAGGAUGUGGAGGCGAUGUGGCUAAAUGAUGGGAAACGUUUUUGGGAGAAGAAGUCGACCUUCGCGUGUAACGGAACAAGACAAAGCCAUUUUGCAAUUGAAGCAGCAGAGAGAUAAGCUGAAGCAGUACCAAAAGAGAAUCACCCUACAGCUGGAGAAAGAGCGACUUCUGGCAAAACAGUUGCUAAAAGAUGGCAGGAAAGAGAAAGCGCUGCUGCUUCUUAAGAAGAAGCGAUAUCAGGAUCAGCUGCUAGACAAGACUGAAAAUCAGAUUUCAAACCUAGAGCGCAUGGUUCAAGAUAUUGAGUUCAUGCAAAUAGAGAUGAAAGUCAUCGAGGGACUUAAGGUUGGCAAUGACUGUCUGAAGAGCAUGCACGAGAUCAUGUCGAUUGAAGAUGUGGAGAGAAUCCUGGAUGAGACCCAGGAAUCAAUUGAAUAUCAAAGGCAAAUAGAUGAAAUGCUGGCUGGAGCUCUGACGCAGGAGGACGAGGACGCUGUUUUAGCUGAGCUGGAAGCUAUCACUCAGGGAGAAGAUGUAGCACUUCCAGAGAUCCCCACUGAGCCAGUACCAGAGGUCCCAGAGGCUGCAAAAGCCGAACCAGAAAGGAGAGGAGCAAAGAACAAGCCAGACAGAGAGAUGUUGGCAGCCUAACAGGCGGGAUUUGUGGUUGAGAGUUGGCACUAGUUUCAGUAUUUCAUCUUUAAUUGUUAGUAGGUGAGUGUGGGACCUGCAGACGUCAGUGCACCUUCACAUAAUUUACAGAAUCAGCACUGUGUCUGCAGUCUGGCUCACUGCUCCUCUGAAGUAUCUACAUAAAGGAAGUGAAAUGUUGUAUUUCUUUGUGUCUGACUUGGAUAAGCAAAGCAGUGUCACUUUGUAACUUUUCUGGUGUAACAGAAUGAGAGGGAACAUUUUUAGAUGUUUUACACAUAAUUUAAUUUUUUUCCAUAAUAAAUUGAGCUGUG